AUGACUACCCUCGACCCAGCCACCGGCCGUCCCUUGGCCGACUCUGCCAUCCAGCGAGUCCUGUUCAUCUGUCCACGCGUCCAUGUCUACCAAAUCCCCCCUCUCACCUCCAACAAGGGCUUCUCCGCUGGCUCAUGGACCGCUCCUCCACGCCCAACUGCUCAGAUGAUUUUCACCGCUCGCCUGCGCAUCAUCGAGACAUCGCUAUCAAACCAGAUCAAGACCGACAUCGUGCUCGAGGACCCCAAGACUGGUGACCUGUUCGCCGCUGCCCCUUACACGUCGCCUGCUGUAGUCGAGCAGGCCAACGACAGCAGUCGCUUUUUCGCUGUCCGCGUCGUCGGCGAAGGCGGUAUGAAGGCAACCCUGGGCAUGGGCUUCGAGGAGAGACCUGACGCCUUCGACUUCAGCAUCACACUGUCCGAAGCUAGAAAACUGCUCGGCAUGCAUCAGAACGUCGCUCCCGGUCAGGCACAACCCCAACACAUGAGCAGAAAAACAGUAGAAGAGCCCAAGAAAGAUUUCAGUCUGAAGGCCGGGGAGAGCAUCCACGUUGAGAUUGGAAGCCGUGGCAGAAGGCAACAGCUAUCAAGUGCUCCAUCCAACGACAAUGGCAGCGCUCUCUUUUCCAUCCGCCCUCCGCCUCCGCCCGCUUCUGGAGACGACUUUGCACUUGCUUCCCUUGCUCCUCCACCGUCAGCUGCUCACGUCAAGGCCGCGUCCAAGAGUCCUUCUCCCGCAAGGCAACAGUCGCAAUAUCAAUCCCAGCAGAAUCACAACCAGCCUUCAGCCCAAGACCUAGGCUUCGACGAUGGCGAGUUUGGCGAGUUCCAAUGA
Molecule: messenger RNA, 837 nt
Organism: Aureobasidium uvarum
Lineage: Eukaryota; Fungi; Ascomycota; Dothideomycetes; Dothideales; Saccotheciaceae
Source: the annotation of a GenBank genome assembly